Molecule: messenger RNA, 4317 nt
Organism: Megalops cyprinoides (Indo-Pacific tarpon)
Lineage: Eukaryota; Metazoa; Chordata; Actinopteri; Elopiformes; Megalopidae
Gene: mrtfaa
Product: myocardin related transcription factor Aa
Exons: 19
Coding region: 426-3968 (1180 amino acids)
Biological process (GO): smooth muscle cell differentiation
Source: RefSeq, a predicted model, not a curated record
CAGUACGGGCUGUAGAGGGGGGCAGGCUAAACACGUUUAUCAAAAACAAUAACAGUGACAAUAUCUGUAUUAUAAAGUAUUUUGAAAAGAAAAUUAACGACUGUACACCCACCACCCCGAUUUUAAGGAAUAUUCCAUAGCUUCUAUGGAAAGAGAUUGUCACUACUGACGACGAGGUGUAGCUAGCGAGCUGUAUGUGAGAUUAGCUAGCUAGCCAAUUGUAGGUGGUGGGGGGUGUUGGUCAAAUAGGAAAUCUGUUUUUAAUACACGACUAGUUAGCUAACGUGAAACAAUGCACUGGAGCAAGUAGCAACUACGCCGACUUAAGUUAAUCUCCUCCUGCUGAAAUGGAAAUACCCAGCCCAGUGCUGCACAGGAAAUAAACCAGGACAACCUGUCACCUUCUGUCUGUCACCCUGGCAACGAUGGAUUCCCAGAGUGGGGAGGAGCCAAGCCCUGCCAGUAAAAUGUCUGGGCUCGUGCCUGGCUCCGCCCCCAGCCCGCAGAGUGAGGCAGUGACCAAUGAGAUGCAGGAGCUUUCGCUGCAGCCCGCCCCCAACUUGUUGCCCCUACGGGAGAGGAAGAACGUUCUCCAGCUCAAGCUCCAGCAGAGACGGACCCGCGAGGAGCUGGUCAGCCAGGGAAUCAUGCCACCGCUGAAAAGUCCAGCUGCCUUUCACGAACAGAGGAGGAGCCUGGAGCGAGCACGGACGGAAGACUAUCUGAAGAGGAAGAUCAGAAGUCGGCCGGAGAGGUCAGAGCUGGUGAGGAUGCACAUUCUCGAAGAGACGUCGGCGGAGCCCUCCCUCCAGGCCAAACAGCUGCAGCUGAAACGAGCCCGUCUGGCCGACGACCUCAACGACAAGAUCUCCCACCGGCCCGGGCCGAUGGAGCUGAUCCACAAGAAUAUCCUGCCGGUCCACUGCAGCCUGAAGCAAGCGCUCAUGGAGACAGACUUCCCUAAGGUGGCGGGGGAGAGCUCCUCAUUCGACGAGGAUAGCAGCGACGCCCUCUCCCCAGACCAGCCGGCCAGUCAUGACUCGCCACUGGGCCCCGCCCCCUUGCCCUCGCCCCCCGACACACUCACCCACAGCAGCAACCCCUCACCCACACAGUUCCUCUCUCAGCCCCUGCCUCCACCACCUCCCCCCACUUCUGCGCCUUCCCCGCCGCAGAAGCUGACCAAUGGAAUCGCGACACCCGCGGCUUCCAAGCCCACGCCGGCGCUGAUCAAGUCUCAGUCCAAGCCCGGCUCUGACCGGCCACCUCAGCGCACCAAGAAGCCCAAGGAGAGUAAGCCCAAGGUGAAGAAGCUCAAGUACCACCAGUACAUCCCCCCCGACCAGAAGGCGGAGCGAGAGCCGCCCCCCCAGCUGGACUCCACCUACGCCAAGAUCCUGCACCAGCAGCAGCUUUUCCUGCAGCUCCAGAUCAUCAACCAGCAGCAGCAGCACUACAACUACCACACCAUCCUGCCCGCCCCGCCCAAACCCCCAGCAGAUCAGCAGCCCUCUUCCAACACUGGCCCCUCUCCUUCUCGGACUGGCCCUACCCCUACACCAGCUUCCUCCAAUCAGAGUGGGCUAAACCGUCAGAUCCACACUCUGGCCAAACCUGGACCUUUGCCCCCGAAUCUGGAUGAGUUCAAGGUGGCGGAACUGAAACACGAGCUGAAGCUACGAGGUUUGCCCGUGUCGGGCACGAAGAAUGACCUAAUCGAGAGACUGAAGAACUUCCAGGAACAGAACGGAGGCGCUACAGCACCAGCGGCCACGUCGGUGGGCGGGGCUCCGAAAACCAACCAACCGCAGCAGCAGCAACAGCAGCAGUUAACCCAGCCUGCUGGCACCUCCCCCAUUUUGGGAGGAGCCACUGUUCUGCACCAACCAGGAGAAGGGGGCAUGGUGGUUGCAGCUUUCCCAUUUGUGGCCACAGUCGGGGCAGGCGGGGCCAGAACUGCAGCUCCACCCCCUGUAAUGCACUUUGGCAGCACAAGCUCCUCCCCACCUGCAUCUCCCACCCCCUCCGAUCGCUCGCUGGCUGGAAUGAGCCCGGAUGAGACAAGCUGUAAUGGAGAUGCGUUUGGGGAGAUGGUUAGCUCCCCUCUCACCCAGCUGAGCCUCCAUCCCUCCCCCCAGCACCCCGUCACGGUCAAAGAAGAGAGCCCGGGCCCCUCCGCCACCUGCCGCUUCUCACAGCACGCUCCGCGGGCGGCGGCGGUGGACAAGGACCAGAUGCUGCAGGAGAAGGACAAGCAGAUCGAGGAGCUGACGCGCAUGCUGCGGCAGAAGCAGCGGCUGGUGGAGACCCUGCGGCUGCAGCUGGAGCAGGGCAAGCGGGGCGAGGCGGGCGACGGGGCCGGUGCCGGGGUCAGGGUGAAGGAGGAGCCCCGCGAGGCCCCCGGGGACGCCCCCUCCUCCUGCUGCCACCUCCGGCCCUUCUCCCCCCCGGACCUCCUCAACGGGGACACCAUCAGGGUGACCGUCAAGCAGGAGGACGAGGACGAGGUGGAGGAGAUGCAGCCCGAGAUGGCGCAGGCCCCAGACCAGACACAGACGCAGCAGCAGGCGGCGCGGUCCGAGCAGCAGACGCAGCCGCCUGCGCAGUUCGAGCAGCUGCAGAUGCAGCAUCAGCAGCCGGUGCAGCUGCAACUGCUGCAGGACCUUCUCCUGCAGCAGAACAGCCAGAGGCACUUGGAGCAGCAGCAACAGCAGCAACAGCAAAAACACACGCAGCAGCAGCAGAAGAAGAAGAAGUCCCAGAAGCAGCAGCAGCAGCAGAAACAGGACCUGCAGUCGCAGCAGGUGUCCCAGGUGUUUCUCAACCAGCAGUUCGGCACUUCUGUCUCCGCCCCCUCCUUCUCAUUGGACCUCCUCAAGGCGCAGCCCACCCCGACCCUCCUGACGGACAGCAACGGCAACCAGUUCCUGAUCGCUCUGACCAAUCACAACACAGAUGGCCAGGGCAGUGGAGCCCCUGAGGGCAAAUCCAGUGGACACGCUAAACUGCAGAGGUUGAAGUCCACUCCCACCAAGUUUCCCAGCCAAUCACCACCUCAGCUGGCCAGUACUGAUAACCAGUCAAAACAACAGCUGCAGCCCAGCAUCACCGAUCAGCCAGUCAGAAAGGGACAAAAGGCGGGGCUGCAUGUGUCAACCAAUUGCUCAGAGGGGGCGGUUCUGUCUUUCUCUGCUCCACCCAAUCUCCAGCCGUUCUUUCUGAGUGAUGACUCUGCCCCCUCUGGAAACCAGGCCCCCUCCUCCCCUCCUCAUACGGUGGAGGUAUGUUCUGGGCUGGACCAGCACGCUCUGUUCGGCCCCCCCUCUCCACCCCCUAAAGAGACCUGCCCCUCCACGCAGCACGGCAAGGAGAACGGCUCUGCUCAGCACAUGGACGAUCUGUUCGACAUCCUGAUUCAGAGCGGAGAAAUCUCAGCCAGCUUCAAGGCAGACCCCGACCCCUCUCUGUCCCGCCUUCGCCCCAACACCCCUCCCCCUUCGCCCGCCCCCGCCUCCGCCGCCCCUGAGCCUGUGACUGUCCAGCAGCCACCAGGAGACGAGCCGCAGCCCCCGCCCCCCGGAGACCAGCACGGAACGGGCACGGGAAGCGGGCGUCUGGAGGACUUCCUGGAGAGCACCACCGGGAAGCCGCUGCUGGGGGUGGAGCCUGGCGGGCCGCUGACUUUGAUUGAUGACCUCCACAGCCAAAUGCUGAGCACUUCCAGUAUCUUGGACCAUCCCCCUUCCCCCAUGGACACUUGCGAGUUGAGCUUCACCCCGCACCACCCAGGACUGGAUUUCGGAGACCCCGCCCUGGACAGCAUGGACUGGUUGGACAUCACGAUGGGCGGGGGUGGCAGUACGGGGACGGGACUCGCCCCCCUCAGCUCCCACACACCCCCCAGCGUAUUCUCCGCUGACUUUUUGGACAGUUCUGACCUGCAGCUGCAUUGGGACUCCUGCUUAUAGCUGGGUGGACCUGCACUCUCCCUCACAAAACACGAAGGCUCUUAGUCCUCCUUUAUGGACGCACUUACUCAUAUAAAGCCUAGCUCCUCUCACACAGACACACCAUAAACUGGUCCUCUCACUUUGUCUCUCCCUCUCUCUCUUCCAUCACUGUCCCUGUCUCUCUGUAUCUCCCUCCCUCUCGUACACACCUGAGCGGUAAAUUCAGAUCUCCUCUCUCACAAAUACGCUGCACUUGAAUCCAGAGCUGUUGAUUUAGACCAGGCUUCACAAAGAAACGAUCACGUGCUCCUUCAGCUGGCCCUGUAACCAUAUAUAUAUAUAUAUAAUAUAUAAUAUAUAAUAUAUA